Zea mays is the source of this 1242-nucleotide messenger RNA. RefSeq lists its product as uncharacterized. The record is from RefSeq and is marked predicted. The coding region runs from base 252 to 980 and encodes 242 amino acids. NCBI's taxonomy places the organism in Eukaryota, Viridiplantae, Streptophyta, Magnoliopsida, Poales, Poaceae. The transcript has 6 exons.
UUUUCUGCCUCCUCUCCACCUUGCUUCCCGCAACUACCACGCACGCCGAAUACUUGGCAAGAAGAAACCCUUUCUCGUCCCGUUGAACUGGCGCCGUCGACUCCACCGGGGCACGCUGUCGCGGGUUGCUCUCCGGUCCUCGUUCUCCUUGCUGCUGAAUCCGCUAGUGGAGAUCGACCUGAUUUCUCCUGUCCUGUCAAUUGGAUUUUAGCCCGGCUUUCAAGGUAGAGAAAGAAGCUGUCUGGUCCAUCAUGGCCUUCCCAACUCCAGCUUCUGUUUUUGUUGACGAGAACCAACAGAUAAAUAGAGGUAAGAGGGCUGCUGGAUCAAGGACCAAAGGGCUGAAGCCGUCGGAGAAUCCUGGGAAUCUAGAGAGGAGAGCUCUUCAGGAUUUGUCCAACUUUGCCAAAGGCACAGGUUUGAAGGGCACUUCCACCCUGAAAGAGAGGUCCCAGCGCAAGGCUUUUAGUAAUGUGACCAACACUAUUAAAGGCACUGCUUUGAAGGACAGGCCCAUCACGAAAGAGAAAUCUACCCAGAAACAGAGGUCACAGAACCCAGUGAAAAUAUUAUCUGAUGAAGAUAUCAAACUGUGUCAUGAGUGGGCUAAGGAUGGGGUGGAAGGGUUUCACUCAACACAAAAUGAUUCUCAGAAGGUUGAUAAGGAUCUGCUAGCCAAACGUGUCAAGAAGAAAGUGGCGUCAGUAAACUCAGCCUUGCGUGGUUGGUCAGAUACGGUAUUUGAUUCUCUGAUGUUUCCAGCUAGGGAGGUUUUAUAUGAACCAAAAGUGCUGGAGCUGGAACCUGAGAUUCUCCGGGACAUCAGUUGGGAUCUCCCUAGUUCAGUAGAUGGUAAAGCAAAGCUGGAUGAAGACUGUCUUGCCUAUGAUCAGCUUGACCAGUACCCAUCUUUGGAGAACAAUCCAGUUACAUUUGAGCUGAGAGACGAGCCAGCGAUCCCGCAGCUGGGAGUGCAUUGAAGAAUCCCGCAGCUCUGCUUGCUGCUUUGCUCUAGAAUGCUAGGUCUUGAACCCCUGAUGUUUUUCUCCAGCUAUGUUCUGGUGGAUGUGGGUGGUAUAGGAUUUCACAGUUUGAUCACUAGUACCUGAUCCAGCGGAAGCGACAGCGCUUCCUGUUUGUUAUGCUUGCUGAUGGGCGAUGGUUGUGGAACUGCUGAUGGUAUAAUUCUAAUGUUUUCAGCAAAACAAACCUAUAUGGUCUCUAUAUUUAUUCUCCUGAGUC